Molecule: messenger RNA, 1303 nt
Organism: Boleophthalmus pectinirostris (great blue-spotted mudskipper)
Lineage: Eukaryota; Metazoa; Chordata; Actinopteri; Gobiiformes; Gobiidae
Gene: slc48a1a
Product: solute carrier family 48 member 1a
Exons: 3
Coding region: 457-891 (144 amino acids)
Biological process (GO): heme transport
Cellular component (GO): lysosomal membrane; plasma membrane
Molecular function (GO): heme binding; heme transmembrane transporter activity
Source: RefSeq, a predicted model, not a curated record
GUAUGUAUGAUUUAGUUUGUAUCUUAAGUUAAAAAAACACAAUGACAACGCUUAGCUUCAGAACAAAUAUGAUAGGCUACGUUGAUGCUAGACGCGUAGUUCCCCAUUGGCUUAAGCCCCGGGUUCACUCCGUACUGUUUCUGGGUCACAAUAUCAGGGCUAACAUCAAAACAACAGGGUGGUAUCUGUAGCUGUUGAACUGCUGUUUUAAUCACAUUCUCAUUGCGUGCCAUUCGUAUAAAACAGCGGCGUUCCCCUUCAGAUCAGAGCGAGAUGUGCUGAGGCAGCGGUCUCCGUAGUUUAGCCGAGGACAUUUAGCUUGUUUUGCUCCAGUGUACGCGCAUUACAUAAUGUGGCGGCGGUAAGCUAUGCUGCUUAAUGCAAACCUUUAGCCUGACUGGAACCCGAGGAGGUUUUAUAACUCUACAUUUUGUUUAUACUCUCAUUUAAAUAGCCAUGGCAUUCAAAAGAGUAUAUCUUAGCAUAGCCUAUGCUACUUUUGGUACGCUAGUUGGACUCUCGGCUUUCCUAACUUGGAACCUGGCUUAUAAACAGCACUGGACAGCAGCUAUGGGAGGCCUGUCAGGUGUGCUGGCCCUGUGGGUGCUGGUCACUCACAUCAUGUAUUUACAAGAUUACUGGCGCACGUGGCUCAAAGGCCUGCGGUUCUUCAUUGGAGUUGGGAUGCUCUUCUCUGUUUUGGCUCUCUCUGGUUUGAUCACCUUCCUGACACUUGCCAUCACACAGAAGCAAUCACCCACUGACCCUACGAGCCUGUACCUGUCUGCGGUGUGGAGCUUCCUCACUCUGAAAUGGGCCUUUCUCCUCUCUCUGUAUUCACACAGAUAUCGGCAGGAGUUUGCAGACAUCAGCAUCCUCAGUGAUUUCUAGUCUGGAUGCACUUUACACUACAGUCAGUGGACUUACUAUGAAGGCUAUCAACUUAUUGAUCAACUUUAGCUACAAUUUAAAGUUUGAUAAUAAUGAGACAGUGUGUUAUAUUUAAUGGAGUCACCUGGAUUGUAGUGCCACACUGAAUUGCACUGAGCGAGCUUUGUUUCUAGCCUAACCUGCUCUAGUACCAUGUUACAUCCUACCUGUCACAUGUUUGUGGUGGCUGUCUCUAAGAAAACUUUGUCAAUGUUUUGCUUACUUGUAUUUUCAAAGGGGCAUAAUGUGUUUUCUACUAAAGAAUAUGAGUCACUAUGUAAAUCUGAGAAAAGAAAGACAAAUCAGUCUGUAAAAUACCCAGAAUACUACAAAUAUAUAUAUAUAUAUAUAUAUAUAUAUAUAUAUAUAUAUA